This is a messenger RNA of Bathycoccus prasinos, 2082 nucleotides long. RefSeq lists its product with no specific name. Bases 1 to 2082 code for a protein of 693 amino acids. The transcript has a single exon. Lineage: Eukaryota; Viridiplantae; Chlorophyta; Mamiellophyceae; Mamiellales; Bathycoccaceae. The record is from RefSeq and is a predicted model, not a curated record. Gene Ontology annotation, molecular function: sialyltransferase activity.
AUGACGUUUGCAAACAAUCACGACGAGCGAGAACGAUUGCUCGUGAAGCACCACCACGCGGCUGAUGAGGAUGUGCGCGAAUUCGACGCGUUGAAGACGACGAAAACGACGACGAGAUCUUCUUGGAUGAAAUCUUCGCUUUUCGCAACAAUUGGCGUUUCGGUAUCGUUGUUGAUCUGUUGCGCGUUCGUUGCGAUGACGGCGUCGUCGUCGGAGUCGUCGUCGCUCGGUGUCUCGAAGUUCAGUACGAACAACAAAGGAGUCCUUUUGAACGUGUACGGCUCGAAAGAAGCGGGCGCGAGCACGGCGUCGAGAGCGAAAUUCUCCGCGACGACCAACACGGAAGAAGAAAGUGUGACUCAACUCGCACAACUGGGCUACGCGGACGUGGAUUUAGAUACCGCCGCGUUGGGUGCGAAGGAAAGGAACAUGAUCCAAGCGUCGCUGGCGAUUGAGAACGUGCAGCGAAAGAUCAAGCGCUUGGAAAAGGCGAAGCGGCAACGCGCUUUGAACGUACAAGACGAGGACGAGUACUUGGAAGACGAAGUUACCGCCGACGAGAAUGUCGGAGAGGGCGAAGAAGAGGCGGUGGCGACGGCCACGACGGGGGCGGAAGAAGAAGGAGAAGAAGAAGUGAAAGAAGUGAAAGAAGAAGAAGAAGUGAAAGAAAAAGAGCGAGAAGCGGAGGACGAACGAAACGCGGCGGUGCGAAUGUUAACCGGAGAAGACCCGGUCGUUGAAGAAAAUGAAGAGAAAGAAGGAGAUGAAAGUAACAACGAUGAAGCAGAGAAGGCGUUACCGCAAGCGUCUUCUACGAUCGUGAACCAAAAGUUGGAGGAAGAGUUGAAAGAAGAAGAGAAGAACAACGCCUCCGCCGAGUCAGAGGAGAGCGUCGAGGAAAAGAAAAGCUCUUUGGAGGAGAUGGCUUUGGCGUUCGAAAAAGAGAUGGAACGCGCGGCAUUAGAGGAUGAAUUUACCGCGAUACCGGAAGAAGAAGUGAAAGAAGGGGAACAAGAACCAGAAGCGACGGCGACAGCAGAAGUAGAUCCAUCUGAAACGGCCAACGAGAAGACGUCCGAAGAAGGAGAAGAAGAAGAACAACAACAACAACAAGGAGAACAAGGAGAAAUAAUUACUCCGUUGGAAUCGCUUACGACGACGACGACGACAAUAACACCGCGUCAAACUUCGUUGCUCCGAGGUUCGACCAAACGCGACUUAUCGGACACCGAGUUUUCCAAGCUUCAAAAGCUACUCGAAUACAACGCCAAGAAACGCGGCGUCGACUUGAAAUCAUCGUCGUCCGCGGACACGACGCCAGAACAGCCUCCGAAAGCAGAACUGUGCCCGUCCUCUGCUAUUUACGCCGGUAAAUGCGAAUGCUCAACGUGCGCGUUGGUUUUACCGAUGCCAGAUAUGGUUGGAACAUCGCUCGGCAAAGAAAUUGACUCGCACGAAUGUGUCGCCAGAAUGAACGCGCAAUACAUCGAAGUCCAGAAUCCAUCCGAUUCGAACAAAUUAGCCAACCCGAGAGAUUACGGUUCGAAAACCGAUUUCGUCUUUUCCAACGUCGUCGAUCACACGUUAAAAGAUUUAAGGAAAAACUUGAACACGACGGAAGGUAAAAAGUUGAACCAAAAAGUCAAACACAAGUUUCUGCACGUGCCGUUUUGGAGACCGGCUUCGGAAGUGUUUGAUUUCUUGGAAGCUCACAACGAUUGGAAGACGAUCCCACAUGCGGUCACGAAGGAAACGACCGAUUUGUUCUCGCAGAUGAAAGGUGCGGAAGGCAAACAGUGGAGUUCAGGAUUCCUGGCGUACGUCAUGUUGUCGAGACACUAUUGCGCCAAGACGACGGUGUAUUCCUAUUGGAGAGCGGAGGAGGACCCGGCGAGUCAAGUGUACGUGACCAACUCGAAAGGUGGAGCGCGGAAGAUGUGGAGCGGACACUCGUUCGGUGGCGAACACGAAUUUAUUAAAAAUGCGGCGGAAAGCCACGAUUUUGGAACUAGAGUACGAUAUUUAGACGCGCUUAAAGAAGGCGCAAAUAAAGGUGAAGAAGUCGGGGGUAUAACGCCUUGA